GUAAAAUAUGUACUAAUGUCCUAGGAGUGUGUAACCGAGAUAUGAGCUUUGUUUAUGUACUUAGUGGAUGGGAGGGAUCGGCAUCUGAUUCAAGAAUACUUCGAGAUGCAAUCACUCGUGGUAAUUACUAUUUAGUGGAUGCGGGUUACACAAAUGGUCCUGGGUUCCUAGCACCAUAUAGAGGCACUCGCUAUCAUGUUAGAGAGUGGGCUCAAGGAACACGUGCACCUUGCAACUAUCAGGAGUAUUUUAAUAGAAAGCAUUCUUCUGCUAGGAAUGUCAUAGAGCGAUGCUUUGGAUUACUUAAGAAGAGAUGGUCAAUUUUAAGAAGUCCUAGCUUUUACCCUAUAAAAACACAAAAUCAGAUCAUAAUUGCUUGUUGUCUGUUGCAAAAUUUUAUUCGGAAGAACAUGGAUAUGGAUCCGGAAGAGCAAACUAGCUUCUUAGAUGAAUUUCUACCCGUCGAAGAGGAAGCACCAGAUGAGUUGAUCGAUGUGGUUGAAAAUACGAAUGAGUGGACACAAUGGCGUGACAACAUUGCAAUUGAGAUGUACGAAGAGUGGCGAACUAGUCGUACGGAGUAGGAUAGAUUAUAGGCCCAACUUGAAUCUCCAGGUUUAAUUUGGCAUGAAACUUGUGAUGUAAUAGCUAAAUUUGUGUGCGAAAGACAUUCCAUUGUUUUGUUGGAUUUUUUGUCAUUGAAAUUUUUAAAUGGUUAUUGUAAGCCUUGUUUGUAAUAUUCAUAAUUAUUAGUAUGAUUAAUUAUUGCAUUGUUAGAUUUCUAUUAUCAUAGGUGAUGUUUGAUUUUAAUGGAUUGUACAACUUAUUGCAUGUUACAUUUCUUAGAUGACAAUGGACAAACGCAUGUGGACUGAUGAAGAAACUGAAGCAUUUGUUGGUUUCAUGGAGGAGUGUGUUGUUGAUGGUUUGAAAGCUGAUUGUGGACAAUUUAGACCAGGAACUUUUGAAAAAUUAGCCCUGAAGAUGUUGGAAGCAUUCCCAACUUGUACGGUAACUGCCAAGCAUUGCAAGAAUAAGCAUAAGCGACUGAAGGAGAAGUAUCAAUAUGCCUCUGAGAUGCUGGCAUGCAGUGAAUUUGGGUGGAAUUCUGAAAAACAGUGCAUAGAUGUUGACAGUAGAGACGUUCUUGAUGCGUGGAUGAAGGCACACCCAACCAAAUUUUAUACUCCUGGUAAGCCAUUCCCUUUGUUCCACCGAUUAGAGGGUAUAUUCGGAAAGGAUCGAGCCACGGGUGCAGGUGCAGUCAGUGGUUUUGACGCACAGGAGCAAGUUCAAGAGGAGGAGGAAAAUCAUUGUCCAAGUUUGGACGAUUUUGGAAUGUCAGCAAAUGUAAGUUUUCAUGAAGGACAAGGAGCAGGUUCACACUCUGAUGCUUGUGCAGCUAGCGGAAGGCAUUCGGGAAAGAAGCGGAAGCAAAAUGAUAUUCUAGAGAGGAUGGUUGAACAGGUGCAAUUUUCAACUGCUGAACAAGGAAGGAACGCCCAAGUUCUUGCUGAUGCUAUAUCUGGGGUGAAUGAGAAGUUCAUGGUCGGUGAGAAGCUUGAACAACUUGGAUUCGAUAACGAUGAGGUGGUGCAGGUUGCAGUGAAGUUUGCUAAUAAUGCACAGAUGGAGAAGGUUUUCUGGGGUUUGAAGGAUUCUCAGAAGAGUGGUUAUGUGCGAUCCAUUCUCAAUUAGAAUAAGUGGUUCUAGUUAACAAUUCUUGUUGAACAUAGUUAGGAUGAUUUAGUUAUUUUUAUGAAUUCAAUAACUAGUUAGGAUGAUUUAGUUAUUUUUAUGAAUUUAGGACGAGUUAGGAUGAUUUAGUUAUUUUUAUGAA
Messenger RNA from Arachis duranensis, 1840 nucleotides. RefSeq lists its product as uncharacterized. The record is from RefSeq and is a predicted model, not a curated record. The transcript is spliced from 3 exons. NCBI's taxonomy places the organism in Eukaryota, Viridiplantae, Streptophyta, Magnoliopsida, Fabales, Fabaceae. The coding region runs from base 847 to 1698 and encodes 283 amino acids.